This is a messenger RNA of Phacochoerus africanus (Common warthog), 1992 nucleotides long. Its product is annotated as coagulation factor XIII B chain-like. The coding region runs from base 1 to 1992 and encodes 663 amino acids. NCBI's taxonomy places the organism in Eukaryota, Metazoa, Chordata, Mammalia, Artiodactyla, Suidae. The record is from RefSeq and is a predicted model, not a curated record. The transcript has 12 exons.
AUGAGGUCGGAACACUUGGCUUUUAUUAUCAUAUUAAUCAUCUCAGGACAACUCUAUGCAGAAGAGAAACCCUGUGGUUUUCCUACUGUGGAAAAUGGAAGGAUUGCUCAAUACUACUAUACUUUUGAAAGUUAUUAUUUUCCAAUGGGCCUAAACCAAAAUUUAUUAUUUUCCUGCUUGGCUGGUUAUACAACUGAAACUGGGAAGCAAGAGGCACGGACCACAUGUACAGCAGCUGGCUGGUCCCCAGACCCACGGUGCUUCAAAAAAUGCCCUAAGCCUGACUUGAGAAAUGGUUAUAUCCUGGAUACAAAAUUAUUUUACAAAAUUCAAGAGAACAUGCAUUACGGUUGCUCGUCUGGAUACAAAACCACUGCAGGGCAGGAUGAAGAAGUGGUUCAGUGCCUUGCUGGUGGAUGGUCUUCUCAGCCAACCUGUAGGAAGGAACAUGAAACCUGCUUAGCCCCUGAAUUACAUCAUGGAAAUUAUUCCACAACCCAGAAAAUGUUCAAAGUGAAAGACAAAGUGCGGUACGAAUGUGCCCCUGGGUACCACACAGCUUCUGGGAAGAGGACGGAGGAAGUGGAGUGUCACCCAUACGGAUGGGCCCUCACCCCACGAUGUGCCAAAUUAAAAUGCUCUUCUUUAAGGUUAAUAGAAAAUGGCUAUUUUCAUCCUGUAAAGCAAACCUAUGAAGAAGGAGAUGUAGUUCAGUUUUUCUGUCAUAAAAAUUAUCAUCUCAGUGGAGCUGACUUAAUUCAGUGCUAUAACUUUGGUUGGUACCCAGAAUCUCCGGUCUGUGAAGGAAGAAGAAACCGAUGUCCUCCUCCACCUCUGCCUCUGAAUUCCAGAGUUCAAACAUACUCCAUCGCUUACCGUCAUGGAGAAGCGGUUCGAGUUGAAUGCGGACUUAACUUUGGGAUACGGGGAUCGGAAGAGAUACGCUGUGAGAAUGGAAAAUGGACAGAGCCUCCCCAAUGCGUUGAAGAAAAUGAGAGGACAGCCUGCAAGGAGCCACCCUUUGUUGAGAAUGGUACAGCAAACCCACGCUCUAAGCUUUAUUACAGUGGGGAUAAAGUGACAUACACGUGUGAAAGUGGCUAUCAUCUCCGUGGACCAGGAGAAAUAACGUGCACACGUGGAAAGUGGACCCUCCCUCCUGCGUGUGUCGAAAAUACUGAGAAUUGUAAUCCUCCACCUGAUAUAAUAAAUGGGGCUGUUAUUGGUGGAUUAUUGGCAAACUACACAACGGGAUCCUCGGUGGAAUAUAGAUGCAAUGAGUAUUACUUAUUAAAAGGAGCAAAAAUAUCUCAUUGUGAACAAGGGAAAUGGUCGACCCCACCUGUUUGCUUAGAGCCGUGUAGUGUUGACGUGGACCACUUGAGCAGAAAUAACCUAGAGAUGAAGUGGAAUUAUGAAGGAAAGAUCUUACAUGGGGACUUAAUCGAUUUUGUAUGUAAACAAGGAUAUGACUUGUCUCCAUCAUCCCCACUCUCAGAAUUAUCCGUGCAGUGCAACAGAGGAGAAGUGAAAUAUCCUUUAUGUACUAGAAAAGAAUCUAGAAGAAUGUGUGCAACUCCCCCACUUAUUAAAAAUGGAGUUACUGUGAGUCCAGCAGCAGGCGCCUAUGAAAAUGGCUCCUCGGUGGAAUACAGGUGUUUCGAUCACCAUUUCCUGCAAGGGUCUAGGAAGUCCCAUUGUCUAGAGGGAGUGUGGACCCCCCCGCCACUGUGUUUGGAACCUUGCACAUUAUCUUAUGUUAAAAUGGAACAUAAUAAUUUACUCCUUAAAUGGACUUUUGACAAUAGGCCAUAUAUUCUCCAUGGCGAAUAUAUUGAGUUUCUUUGUAAGGGAGAUACUUACAUAGCUGAGUUACCUGUUAUCGGAUCUGAACUUCGAGUGCAGUGUGACAGAGGGCAGUUAAAAUACCCAAGAUGCGUUCAAAGAGAAAGGACAUUGUCUCAUCAAGAACCUUUAAGGACAUACAAAUGA